AUGCCGAGAGACCUUGGACAACGCGCCCAAGACUUCAGAGAGAAAUGGCUCGCGCCUUCUGGAGGAUGGCUUGGAGAGCUAGUAAUAUUCAUCUCGGAUCUUGCUGGAGUAUGGGACGUCAUUAUCAUCGCCGGCGUCUUUGUCUGCGCUUGGAUCGUGGUGAGGACAAGUCCGAUGGAGAUCUCAAUGGUUCUUGCCCUUGUGUUCGACCUCACUAUACCUCUCCAAUACUACAACAACGAGUAUCUGCGAAAGAAACAUGCGGAGCAUUUGGAGAAUUACUGGCCCUCGCUCAUGAUGGGUUGCCUGAUCGAAGGUGUCUGCUUCUUCCUCCUCCACCCCGACCUAUUCACUCUCAUAGUCUGUCUGAAGACCAGUGCGAUGACGAUUCUAUGGAUGAUAAGAGACCAAGACGGACUACCCAUCAAGGUUCAGUCGCCUUUCGACCCAUCCGGCCGUCGUUCAUCAGGAGGAGGAUCGGUACAGGACAGCGACGGACGCAGCAGCUCGAGACGCAGUGGCGGCUCUGAUCCCCCGCCGAGAACAUCUCGUGAUUCCAGCAGAACCUCAUCGACCCGGCCCGAAACUUCCAAUUCUUCGUCUUCCCAACCACCGAAACCCUCUUCUUCCUCCCAAGCUCCCGAGACCUCCGAGCGCUCCGAAUCCAAACCCCCCUCUUCCGGAUCCUCCACCCCAUCCAACAUGCCUACUUCCAAGAACGUCUCCAACCCUUACAAAUACCUGCACCGCGCGGGUUACCCUGACCCGGCUAUAGCGGGCAUGAUCCUCGCUCUCAACGCGGCCGAGAAAGACCGGGCGAGAAAGCAGAUGAACGCCUGGGUUCAGGAGAAGGAUCGCAAAGAGAUAGAGAGGCGGGACAAGCGGUAUUCGGAGAGCGCCAAGAAGGCUGGGUGGCCGAAGAAGUUCGAGCAGGGUGGGGAGGGAAGUGGAGGUGGGAAGACGACGCUUGCUAUACCGCAAGAGGCAAUAGAAAAAGCUGAAGCGUCCAUGAAGUCCAAAAAAGUGCCUUCGGAGGAGAGGAAGAAGGUGAUGGAUCUCUUGAAACAUCCCAAGUCCGAGAAAGAGCUGCAGGCAGCUGGCAAGAUCCUGAAAGAGAUGGGUAUACCCGUGAAACUUCCCAAAGGAGGUGAAGGCGGUGAAAGCAGCAGCAGUGGUCACAAAAUGGGCGAGUCGGAUGGUCAUGGUGGGUAUCGCGAUAUCAAGCUAUCGAAAGACACUGUUCAGACCUUGAACCAGGCCAUGGCGCAAAAGCAAUGGUCCAAAGAGGACCACGUCAAAUGGUUGGCGUACAUUCAGCGACCCCUUUCCAGGCGCGAAUUUGAGAGAAAGGUCAUCCCUCUCGCCAAAUCUUUGAACGUGUAUAUCGGUGGGGGUUACACUGGUGGUGGGCCACAUAGGUUUGAUGUCAAAAAGCUUGCAGAAAUCAAAGGCAAGAUAAAGAGUCGAUGUGGGGUCGAUAGCGGAAUGGCGGAACAUAUGAUCGUGCAUGCCAUCAAUCAACGUACGUCCAAAGAGGCGCAGGAUAUGUUGAAUCGAUGGGCAACGAAGGGUAUCAAGCGAGACGACUUUGAAAAGCUUCGGAAAACUGCACCGGAUUGGGCAUAA
This is a messenger RNA of Cryptococcus amylolentus CBS 6039, 1626 nucleotides long. RefSeq lists its product as hypothetical. The record is from RefSeq and is a predicted model, not a curated record. The coding region runs from base 1 to 1626 and encodes 541 amino acids. NCBI's taxonomy places the organism in Eukaryota, Fungi, Basidiomycota, Tremellomycetes, Tremellales, Cryptococcaceae. The transcript is spliced from 4 exons.